Messenger RNA from Botrytis byssoidea, 534 nucleotides. RefSeq lists its product as uncharacterized. The transcript has a single exon. The record is from RefSeq and is a predicted model, not a curated record. Bases 1 to 534 code for a protein of 177 amino acids. NCBI's taxonomy places the organism in Eukaryota, Fungi, Ascomycota, Leotiomycetes, Helotiales, Sclerotiniaceae.
AUGUUCCGAAACAGAGCACUCUUGUCUCUUACGAACUGCUUGGAAGUUGAAAUAUCAGAAAGAGACGACAUCGAUAAGCAAACAAGAGAUCUUAAAAAUGUUACGUACAAGGAGUUAAUCCUUUCAUCUUUUGAGUUCCCUGACGUGAAACUACUCGCUCUAUCCGGCGUUCGAGAUUGGGAUUUAUUCAUGCAGGAUAGCCCCGAUAGAUCGAGUACCUCAAACAUUACAUCCUUAUCCCUCACCAACACGGUGCCAACAGAUCGAGGCUUGAUGAAGUUUAUAUCGUGGCCAAAGGCUCUAAAGUCUUUCCGCUACGAGCUUGCGCUUUCAGAGAUUCGUAAAUAUCGGCGGUUCGAAAGUUCUCGUCGCCCAGAUAGAUUUGUUUUAUCAGCGAAAGAAUUCAGCGACGCUCUGAAACCGCAUGAACAUUGCCUUGAAGAACUCUUCAUCGAAGGCCACACCACUGGCGAUGAGCCUAUUUUUGAUCCAAGGCAGUCCAUUGACCUUCAUUCAUUCACCAAUCUAAGAUAA